Lactuca virosa is the source of this 910-nucleotide messenger RNA. The record is from the annotation of a GenBank genome assembly. Lineage: Eukaryota; Viridiplantae; Streptophyta; Magnoliopsida; Asterales; Asteraceae.
CUACAGAUAUACACACAAGAAGCAUCCCGCGUUCGACUGCAUCGCAUCACAGCAUAUUCCCCCUUUUCUGCUUAUUUCUAUUUAGGGCUCAGAUUCCGCUAAUCUUCUCUAUCUUCAACAAGAUAUCAGCUUCUGCUAUCCAUCAAAACGUUCAGCCAUGGCAACCCCAGAUGUUUUUUUGCAGGGAGAACACGAUAUUUUCUCAUCGGCUUCUCGAUUUGAUCAUACGAAAGGCGAUGCGAAAUCCCGAGGAUUUGCGCUUGAGAAAAAAAUCGAAUAUCUUGAGAGCUUGAACGACAGAGUCAGCAACAGACGUGCACGAAGAUGGAUAAAUGAUCGUAUCUUGUUGGAGCUUGUACCUCGUUUGACUGGAGAUGAAAUUAGAGGCCUGUUUGCUCCACCACCUUGGGGUGAUGAGGCACAACCUUCACCCUUUUGCUUCACAAAUGUGGGGGAGUGGGACAAGUUUAGGAACAUAGACAUGGAUAAGGAGGCUGGUGCAAUAGAAGCACUUAAAGGUUCUUCUUCAUCAAAGAAGAAAAGCCGUGUGGAUGCUGAUAAGAUAGCUGCUUUGACUGCAUGGCACAGGGUUGACUGCAAAACUAGAGACGCAUUCCGCCGAAGCUUUCUUCCUGAACUUGUUAAUGGUUAUGAGGAGAGCAUUCGUGGCUUUGUCUCGGAGGCAGGUAAUGAGGAGGUUCUGGUGAUAUAUGUCCAAGACCCUUUCCAUAGGUUGCUACUUCAUGGUGUUUGUGAGUUCUAUAACUUGGUCUCAACAACCGAGACGGAAACAAAAGGGACAAAGGUUGUGAAGAUGACAAAAAUCAAGAAGAAGAAAGCGGGUAACAACGACCUCCCAAUCAUUACACUUUGCCAGUUUAUGAAAAUGGCAAAAGGCGGGUUCUGCUGA